CGACGACGUAUUGAAGAAAGCUAUAAAUGCGUAGGGGCCUUAGCGGAAGCAGAAAGCCGGAAGAGAACACGAUCGGAAGGAGGACGAAGAGAUCGCCACGCCGUGUGCCGCCGCCUCUGGAGCUCCCUCACCUCAUCCGCCGCCGAUGAGGGCUUGAUGUCGCUCGUAUAAACUUCACUCGAAUAGUUAGAAGAUGGACAGUCAAAAUCAAGCUCCAAUAAACGGGGUACUGAUAAAUAAACCGAGGAAAAAGAAAUCCACAUUACCAGAACCCGAAUCAUUCCAGUCAGCCGGCGAAAAUAUGAAAAGGGCUAAUGAGAUGCGGCUUGCAUCUGAUCAAAAGGGACAAAAGGCCUCCAAAAGGGGCGCCAAGAACAAUAAUGCAUCCCCAUCCUUCCCUGAAGGAAUGGCCACACCCACAGAUUCCCUGGCAGAUAAUUCCACUCCCGGGAAUGAUUACAGAGCUCUGAGGCGAAAGUACUUGCUCUUGGAGGAGGAAAGCUUCGGAUUGGGACGAGAGUUGAAGGCUGUGGAAGACGAGAUCAAGGCCCUUGAAGAGGAGAAGGACUCUCUGUUGGAUGAUCUUGUGGUCAUGGAAGGUCUUGUUGAUCCUUCAGAUCUUCAACCUCAGGGCCAAAGAUUGCAGUAAUUUUGUGUAUCAUAAUUUUCAGGUAUGUGUUUUGGAAUCAUCGAUUGCAAUUUACGACAAGUCAAGUCAUACUAGACGAAUCUUAUGUAACAGGUCGACCUGGAGGUGUCGGAGUUUGAACACAUGCACGGAUUUUGACAUCAUUUUAAAUAUUUCUAUGCCUAAGUUACAACUCAAGAGAGUAUAUGCACAACAUAUAUUGUGUUAUAAAAAAAUAUACUAUGUCCGUCCCAUUGAAAGAUUGUCAUUUUUCAUUUUUGUUCGUCCCAAAACAAGGUUAUUAUUUCAUAAUUUAGUAAUUGUACUACCUAUUUAACACAA
This is a messenger RNA of Andrographis paniculata, 970 nucleotides long. RefSeq lists its product as uncharacterized. NCBI's taxonomy places the organism in Eukaryota, Viridiplantae, Streptophyta, Magnoliopsida, Lamiales, Acanthaceae. The transcript has 2 exons. The coding region runs from base 194 to 649 and encodes 151 amino acids. The record is from RefSeq and is a predicted model, not a curated record.